AUGGGCAAAGGACAAUUGUGUUUGCGAUCCAACAAAAUAACCAGCCUUAAGCUUGGUACACUCUCAAAUCUAACCUGGCUCUACACGUUGGAAAUUGAGUCCAACCAAAUAUCCAGCAUUGAUGUAGGUGCAAUCUCAAAUCUUCCCGAGCUCAAUCGCUUGUCACUUAAAUCCAACCAACUAUCCAUUAUUAAGGCUGGCACAUUCUCUAAUCUACCUUCUCUUGAAAAGUUGGACCUUGCCUCCAACAAGAUAACCUGCAUUCAGGCUGGCGCAUUCUCUAAUGUUGGCACAUUCUCAAAUCUACCCAAGCUCUGGCGGUUGCAGCUGCAGAACAACAACAUAAAUAGCAUUCAGGCUGGUGCAUUCUCAAAUCUACCCGGGCUCAAACGGUUGUUCCUGCAGUACAAUAAGUUAACCAGCAUUCAGCCUGGCACAAUACCAAAUUUACCAAACCUCGACACUUUGCAACUGUGGAGCAACCCCUGGCAGUGUGACUGUAAGAUGGCUCCAUUAAGGCAAGCAAUAAUCAAAAGUUCUAAAGUUUUAAACCUGAUAUCAUGUGUCCAACCUGAAAAACUUUCAGGACAAAUACUUAAAUAUAUCAGUCCUGAAGAUCUGGUCUGUAAUGACCCAACCGAAUCAACACCAAGUGUUGAGGCCCAAAGCUCAUCUGCAGUAGUGUCAACAGUUUCAUUUGGCAGUACAGAAAACAAUGUGAGCCCUACAGAACAUCAUAUUGCCUCUACAUUUGUCCCACUGAUCAGUGAUGACCCAACAAAAUCAACACCACCUGCAAAUGUCCAAAACUUAUUUAGCUCAUCUGUAGUGUCAACACCUUCAUUUGGCACCACAGAAAAUGAUGUAAGCCCAACAGAACAUCCUAUAAGCUCCACAUUUUCCACACAGCUGGCUGCUCACCAAUUGCAAAGCCAACUAGCGGUCAUGAUCACCAGUAUGAAGAUCAUGGUCAACAUGGUCAGACAGGGAAGGGACCUGACUGAUGCAGGAUUACAAGGCAGGAACGGUUUAAUGGACUUUCCUCCAGCAGCUACGCACAACUGUUGUGUGACCCCACCGGGGUUGGUUGAGCUCUGA
Molecule: messenger RNA, 1098 nt
Organism: Branchiostoma belcheri (Belcher's lancelet)
Lineage: Eukaryota; Metazoa; Chordata; Leptocardii; Amphioxiformes; Branchiostomatidae
Product: carboxypeptidase N subunit 2-like
Exons: 5
Coding region: 1-1098 (365 amino acids)
Molecular function (GO): protein binding
Source: RefSeq, a predicted model, not a curated record